AUGAGUCGCGCAGGCAAUGCAGGCAGCACGCCCGCCUCCAGAACCUAUGAGUCCACCCCCGUCCCUCAGCAAGUCACCUUCCCGCCGCGCCGGAAGGUGAGGAGGAAGACUACGGGAGAUGUGCCUACCGCUCCGCCUGGGCUGGAGAGAAAGGGGUCUAGUUUUCACACCCAGACGUUGACGCAAUUCCUGGGAAAUUCGGCGCCGAAGUACGAGGACGGGAUGGGCCUGAGGGUGGAUGAUGAAGAGGAACAGGACGGCCUGCUGUUACCGGGUAACUCACCAAGGCCUGCCAAGCGACAUGAGCCGGUGAAGGGCGGCAAAGCCAAGCUGCUGGCGCCGGACAGCCCGCACACGCCCAGCAGCAAGCGUAUCAAGGUCAACUUGGACGAGGUGCCGCCCUCUCAACCGUCGCCAUUUACCCCCAUGUUUCGCCACUACAGCCCUAUCCCCCCGGCAGACAGGUCGCCGCUGACCCAAAAGUCGACCAAUCUUGACGCUCCCCCGCCAACGGUAGAGACAAUCUUGAAGCGACCGCGGAACCUGGUUAUCCAGGAUAGUUAUAACAUGGGCAGCAGCGAAGGACUCCCCUCGUCUUCGGCAGCCGCCGAAACACCCAAAGAGAAGGGAAUGCAGUCUCGGAGGACUUCAAGAGAGCCUCUGUCGGCGAUACCUGUUGCAAGUCUCGAGCUUGGGCUAGGUUCGACCCCAACUGGGGAGACGCCAACUACAAGGAGGAAGAGGAUGUUUGUGGAAAUUCCGGACUCGGAAGACGAGUUGGAGAGUAUCAGAUCGACACCCUUCAAGACGCGGUCUACGCAGCAGACGCCCUUGAAACACACGCCCUUGAGGCGGAUGAUAAGCGCUGCGAGGGAAUUGGAGGUGCAGCACGAUCAAUCUUCAACCCCUCGGCCCAAGACUGCAGAAACUCCCGAUGUGCCUUCUGGCACGUCGAACAAGGAGAACGACUCGCCUGCGAUCAGGGUGUGGGAUGACGGGGAGUCUACUGCUAGCGAAGCGGAAGAGCCCGGCACGCCGACUCCGACGUGGGGAAGGACGAGAUCACAGACGGCUGGGAGUAUUGCCAAGGCGAGCCAGGUAAGCCCAAAUACUGCCUCCCAGUUUUGGGCGGCGUCGUCGGCGGAUCUUGACGGCGCGGUGAGGUCCGGCGGGACAUCCACCAAGCCUCCUACCUUGUCACCGGGCCCGGAAGAGCCGAUGGUCAGCGAAGAGGCGCCAAGCACACCGACCCCGGCUCCUCGGGAACCCACAUCGCAACAUCGCACGGCGAGUGACCGGCAUGUUACCUUCAAGCAUGUCUCCCAGAAUCGCGACGAGGACAUGGAGGAAGGCCCCUUCAGUAAAACCCAGGAAGGACGCAUUCCCACCUCCAUCCUUCGGAAGGGGACUCGCCAGAGCCCGAUGCGUAUCGGUAGGUCCACCGAAAAGGAGCGCGGUACGACACCUGAGCUGCCAGCGUCUAGCAAGUCAAACAGCGAGGCUCCUGGCACCCCAACACCGGUCGUCCGGAGAGAAGUCUACAAGGAAACUCCCAGAAAGCCACAGAACAAGUCUUCGCCGAUAUACCAGAGACACACCCAGAGGUCCCAGUACUACAGCCAGGGUCUUGAAAGCCAGCGUGUUCCUCUCGAGAUCAUUCGUACCCUCGGGCCGCAGACAGAUCGUUCAGAUAUCCUCAUUUCGAUGCAUCCCGAGAUUGUCGAUGAGAUUGUAAAGGGUACCCGCGACCACGAAUUCCGUGCCUACAAGUUUCCCGUUCAGGUCUCCCGUUGCUGGAUCUAUAUCACUCGUCCCGUUGGCGAGGUGAAGUACAUGGCCACUCUCGGUCCGGUCCAAGAGCCCGGACAAAUCGACAGCAACAGCGGCCUCGGCAAUGCUGAAUUCAACGCGGGCACAUCCGGCUUCAAGUUCGCUCACAAGCUGCAGCAAGUAUAUCAGCUCAACAAUCCGGUGCCACUGGCAGAUAUGGCGGACAACGGACUGGGAGACGGUCCGCCGCAGAAGUACAGGUACAUUCCACCGGCGAUUGUGGGACAGCUGUUGGCGAACCUGCGGUGCGCGCUCUUUGCCGAAGAGGGCGAGGAGAGACAGGAGGAUAGUGAAGGCGACGUGACCAUCUCGCAGGAGCUGGAGGAGCAGCUUCGCAGCGACAUCGUCCACUCUACGCAGAUGCGGUUGAGCGACGGCCAUCAUUAUCGUGCCGGGGAGGAGGACGUAAUCCCGGCUAGCCAGAGUCCGGUGAAGACCCGUUCGGGAGCUUCACGGAAAUCAGACAACAGCACGUCGGCCCAUCCGGCAGCGCUGCCGCCGCGCUUCAGCCAACGCAUUCAUAACUUAAACCAGCAGCAGCAUCAACAACAACAAAGCCGGGACGCCCGGCUACCACAACAACAACAACAACAACAGACCCCCUCCACUCUUAAGAAGGCGACCUCAACCUCCAACGUCGUGCGCCCUUCCCAAGCAACGACAGCAUCCGACAUCUCAAUUCCCUCAAGCUCUGCCGCAUCGUCACCGGAAAGAUCGUCCGUGAUCGCGACCUCGGUGCCAAGACCCCCUUUGCCGGAAUCUAAUGAGCCCGUGUUGCCCGACCUGCCGGACAUGGGAGACGAGAGCCUGCUGCCGCCGUUGCCGCCUGUUGGGUCGUCACCACAGGCGGCGAUGCUGUUGCCGCCCGAUAGUUUGCUGGUUGAUGAGGUGAGGAGAGCUCCGCCUCCUGUGGAGGUGUGGGAUUCGGAGGAAGACGAAGGAGAAUAUUAA
Messenger RNA from Chaetomium strumarium, 2781 nucleotides. RefSeq lists its product as uncharacterized. The transcript is spliced from 3 exons. Bases 1 to 2781 code for a protein of 926 amino acids. NCBI's taxonomy places the organism in Eukaryota, Fungi, Ascomycota, Sordariomycetes, Sordariales, Chaetomiaceae. The record is from RefSeq and is a predicted model, not a curated record.